GAAGAAGAGGUGUGGCCAUAAAUAUGAUCAUGAAGAAGCCUGUGAACUACUUUGUGGUUGAUGCAUUCACUGACUCAGCCUUCAAAGGGAACCCAGCAGUAGUGUGCUUUCUUGAUGGGGAGAACAAGAGAGACGACUCUUGGCUUCAGUCCCUCGCCGCUGAGUUCAACCUUCCCAUGACUUGUUUUCUUACUCCGAUCACCGGAUCCCAUCCUCUUUAUCCCCCACGUUUCAUACUCCGGUGGUUCACACGCUUAGUCGAGAUGGAUAUUUGUGCCCAUGCAACAUUAGCAUCUGCUCACAUUCUCUUCUCAAACGGUUUGGUUGGUUCCUCUGACAUAGUCGAGUUUGCUACCCAAUCUGGGAUUCUGAUUGCUAAAAAGGUUCCAGAAGAAGGAUCCUUCUUGGUCGAACUGAGUUUACCUGAGAUUCUUACAUGUGAGUACAACUCAAAUGAUGUCUCCAUCUUCUCCAAAGCCUUAAGCGGGGCUACCAUUGUUGACAUCAAAGGAACUACAACAGAUAGCACCAUCUCAAAAGCCUUGAAUGGAGCUCCAAAGGCUGCUUCAACCGAUAAAAUCAUCGUUGUACUUCCAUCUUGGGAAUCUGUCAAAGAACUGCAGCCAAUAAGGGAUGAUAUCUUGAAAUGUCCCGGUAAAAUGUUAGUUGUUACUGCUGCUGCUCCUCCGGGAUCUGCCUAUGAUUUCAUUUCUCGUGUCUUCGGCCCCAAGAUAGGAGUUGAUGAGAGCCCUGUCUGUGGAAGUGCACAUUGUGCAUUAGCAGAUUAUUGGAGCCUCAAGAUGAACAAAUGUGACUUCCUGGCUUACGCGGCUUCGCCUAGGAGCGGAACAGUCAAGAUUCAUUUUGAUAAGGAGAAGCAGAGGGUCUUGCUUAUUGGCAAAGCUGUGACUGUGAUGAAAGGCUCUGUCUUAGUAUAACCAUUGACAUGUUGCCAAAAGUUUGAUCAGAUUCUUGAUAAAACAAUGCAUAUGUUCGUUAUAAUAAAAGGCAGUGACUGUUGCAGAGUGGCGUUUCUAUAUCAGACUUGCAAGUUGCAACAACGUUGUGUCACAAAGCAAGUUCUUAUAAAGAUGAAAUAUAAUAAAAUCUAUACCUUAGUGCUCCGGCCAUUAUUUGUUACAGCUGCUUCCUAUACUUUGAUUCGUCUCAUAUUUUAAUAUGUGAUUUUUCUUCUGACUA
Brassica oleracea var. oleracea is the source of this 1200-nucleotide messenger RNA. RefSeq lists its product as uncharacterized. The record is from RefSeq and is a predicted model, not a curated record. Lineage: Eukaryota; Viridiplantae; Streptophyta; Magnoliopsida; Brassicales; Brassicaceae. Gene Ontology annotation, molecular function: isomerase activity. The coding region runs from base 24 to 938 and encodes 304 amino acids. The transcript is spliced from 7 exons. Gene Ontology annotation, biological process: biosynthetic process. Gene Ontology annotation, cellular component: cytoplasm.